Molecule: messenger RNA, 1095 nt
Organism: Rhizoctonia solani
Lineage: Eukaryota; Fungi; Basidiomycota; Agaricomycetes; Cantharellales; Ceratobasidiaceae
Product: Retrotransposable element Tf2 protein
Exons: 1
Coding region: 1-1095 (364 amino acids)
Source: RefSeq, a predicted model, not a curated record
AUGGAUUAUUGCCGGCUAAAUGCCAUCACAAUCAAGGACAGAUAUGGACUACCAAGACAGGACAAGCUAAUUGAGAAAUUGCGCCAUGCUAAGAUCUUCACAAAGCUAGAUUUGAGGAAUGGAUAUCACCACAUCAGAAUCAAGGAAGGAGAUGAAUGGAAGGCUGCAUUUUGCACUGCCCUUGGUCACUUUACUCCCAUAGUCAUGCAAUUGGGCCUUAGCAAUGCCCCAGCUGUGUUUAUGCGCUUCAUGAACAACAUAUUCUGUGAUUUACUGGACAUCUCUGUGGUUGUGUACCUGGUUGACAUCUUAAACUUCUCAAACUCAAGAGAAGAGCAUGUGGAACAUGUCAAGGAAGUCUUAUCUUGCUUGCUGAAGCAUAACCUAUUCUGCAACCCUGCCAAAUGCUACUUCUUUGUCACAGAAGUCACCUACAUUGGCCUUGUCUUUCCCCAUGGAGAUGCCAUCAGGAGUAAUCACAAGGUGCAAGUGAUCAUGGACUGGCCUGAACCCCAAAAUGUGAAACAGGUGCAAUCAUUCCUAGGCUUUGCAAACUUCUACUGUUGCUUUGUCCCCAACUUCUCUUGCUUAGCACGCCCUCUGAAUAACCUCACUCCAAGGGAGCAACCAUGGAUCUGGCUAGAAGAACAGAAAGCGGCAUUUGAUGCGAUCAAGGCUGAGAUUUGCAAGGAGCCUGUUCUAGCUCACCCUGAUGAAUCUAAACCUUACACCUUGGAAACAGAUGCUUCUGGAGCAGCCAUGGGCGCUGUACUAUCUCAGAGAAAGGAAGAUGGUUGUCUACAUCCUGUUGCAUACAUGUCAGCCAGCUUCUCACCUGCUGAGCUAAACUAUGAUACACAUGACAAGGAGCUACUUGCCAUCAUUCGUGCAUUUGAGCACUGGAGAAUCUUCCUGGAGGGAACUGAGCAGCCAAUCACUGCGUUUACUGACCACAAGAAUCUGGAGUACUGGAAGUCAGCUAGAACCUUUGACAGGCGUCAUGCGCGCUGGCAUCUCAUGCUGGCAUCCUACAGCUUUGUCAUUGCCUAUAGACCUGGGAAACAGUCACAGAAACCUGACGCCCUGUCAAGAUGA